AUUUCGAGCAGCGGAGCCUUGACUAGGGAGAAAGAGGAUCUGAGGAGUAACAGUGAUUUAAAAGGAAAAACACAUUGUGCCUGUCCCUCAAGUGGGUGAGAACGACGUGUCCCUCUGACAGCAGCCACCACUGCCAGGACCAAACAGCAACACCCUCAUCUCAUCUGAAUUUCUGGACCCUGAGGCCGGGAAUAAAACAAGAAGGGGAAUUCUUUGGUUUUUGCACUCAGGAGUCUGCGUGUCGAUGCUGGCUGGCUGGUUCAUAUUCUCCGCAGAAUAUUCCACCGAGUGGAACUGGUCCUUAUGAUUGGCACAACACCGCUUCCCAGCAGCUGUACCACCAAGCAGCCUGCCCGGGAGACCUUGGCCGCUAUCUGUUGCUGAGAUAAAGGCAUAGUAUGGCAUGAAGCAUGGCCCAGUUCUAUUAUAAAAGAAAUGUCAACGCCCCAUACAGAGACCGCAUCCCACUAAGGAUUGUCCGAGCCGAAUCCGAACUCUCGCCAUCAGAAAAAGCCUACUUGAAUGCUGUUGAAAAGGGAGACUAUGCAAGUGUCAAGAAGUCCCUUGAGGAAGCUGAGAUUUAUUUUAAAAUCAAUAUUAAUUGCAUUGAUCCUCUUGGAAGAACUGCUCUCCUUAUUGCAAUUGAAAAUGAGAACUUGGAGCUCAUUGAACUUCUGUUAAGCUUCAAUGUCUAUGUCGGCGAUGCCUUGCUUCAUGCUAUCAGAAAAGAGGUUGUGGGAGCUGUGGAGCUAUUGCUGAACCACAAAAAGCCUAGUGGAGAGAAACAGGUGCCGCCCAUACUCCUCGAUAAGCAGUUCUCCGAAUUCACUCCAGACAUCACACCCAUCAUUUUGGCAGCCCAUACAAAUAAUUAUGAGAUAAUAAAACUUUUGGUCCAGAAAGGUGUCUCAGUGCCCCGACCCCACGAGGUCCGCUGUAACUGUGUUGAAUGCGUCUCCAGUUCAGACGUGGACAGCCUCAGGCACUCUCGCUCCAGGUUGAAUAUCUACAAGGCCCUGGCCAGCCCCUCUCUCAUCGCACUCUCCAGCGAGGACCCAUUCCUCACUGCCUUCCAGCUAAGUUGGGAGCUCCAGGAGCUGAGCAAGGUGGAGAAUGAAUUCAAGUCAGAGUAUGAGGAGUUAUCCCGACAGUGCAAACAAUUUGCUAAGGACCUCCUAGACCAGACUAGAAGUUCCAGAGAGCUGGAAAUCAUUCUUAAUUACCGAGAUGACAAUAGUCUGAUUGAAGAACAAAGUGGAAAUGAUCUCGCAAGACUAAAAUUAGCCAUUAAGUACCGUCAGAAAGAGUUUGUUGCCCAGCCAAACUGCCAACAGCUUCUUGCAUCCCGCUGGUAUGAUGAAUUCCCAGGCUGGAGGAGAAGACACUGGGCCGUUAAGAUGGUGACAUGUUUCAUCAUAGGACUUCUUUUUCCUGUCUUCUCUGUGUGCUACCUGAUUGCUCCUAAAAGCCCACUUGGACUGUUCAUCAGAAAGCCAUUUAUCAAGUUUAUCUGCCACACAGCCUCCUAUUUGACCUUUUUGUUCCUGUUGCUGCUUGCCUCUCAGCACAUCGACAGGUCAGACUUGAACAGGCAAGGUCCACCACCAACCAUCGUCGAGUGGAUGAUAUUACCGUGGGUCCUGGGUUUUAUAUGGGGAGAAAUUAAACAGAUGUGGGAUGGAGGACUUCAGGACUACAUCCAUGACUGGUGGAAUCUAAUGGAUUUCGUGAUGAACUCCUUAUAUUUAGCAACAAUCUCCUUGAAGAUUGUUGCCUUUGUCAAGUACAGUGCUCUAAAUCCACGAGAAUCCUGGGACAUGUGGCAUCCUACUCUGGUGGCUGAGGCUUUAUUUGCCAUUGCAAACAUCUUCAGUUCCCUGCGAUUGAUCUCACUGUUUACAGCAAAUUCUCACCUGGGGCCUCUACAGAUAUCCCUCGGAAGAAUGCUUCUAGACAUUUUGAAGUUUCUGUUCAUAUACUGCCUUGUGUUGCUAGCAUUUGCAAAUGGUCUAAAUCAGCUGUACUUCUAUUAUGAGGAAACGAAGGGGUUAAGCUGCAAGGGCAUACGCUGUGAAAAACAAAAUAAUGCAUUUUCCACGUUAUUUGAGACACUGCAGUCCCUGUUUUGGUCAAUAUUUGGACUCAUCAAUUUGUAUGUGACCAAUGUGAAAGCACAGCAUGAAUUUACUGAGUUUGUUGGGGCCACCAUGUUCGGGACGUACAACGUCAUCUCUCUGGUGGUCCUGCUCAACAUGUUAAUAGCCAUGAUGAAUAACUCUUACCAACUCAUUGCUGAUCAUGCAGAUAUAGAGUGGAAAUUUGCUCGAACCAAGCUCUGGAUGAGCUAUUUUGAAGAAGGAGGUACUCUGCCUACCCCAUUCAACGUCAUCCCAAGCCCAAAGUCCCUCUGGUAUCUGAUCAAGUGGUUAUGGACACACCUGUGCAAGAAAAAGAUGAGAAGAAAGCCAGAAAGCUUUGGAACCAUAGGGAGACGGGCUGCUGACAAUUUACGACGACAUCACCAGUAUCAAGAAGUGAUGAGGAACCUGGUGAAGCGGUACGUGGCAGCCAUGAUCAGAGAUGCAAAGACUGAGGAAGGCUUGACUGAAGAGAACUUUAAGGAGCUAAAGCAAGACAUUUCUAGUUUCCGCUUCGAAGUUCUGGGUUUACUCCGCGGAAGCAAGCUCUCUACAAUCCAGGCAGCCAAUGCCACGAACUCCGCCGACUCCGACAAGAGUGAUAGCGAAGGUAAUAGCAAGGACAAGAAAAAGAAUCUCAGCCUUUUUGAUUUAACCACCCUGAUUCACCCGAGGUCAGCAGCAAUUGCCUCCGAGAGACAUAACAUAAGCAAUGGCUCCGCCCUGGUGGUGCAGGAGCCACCCAGGGAGAAGCAGAGGAAAGUGAAUUUUGUGGCUGAUAUCAAAAACUUCGGGUUGUUUCAUAGACGAUCGAAACAAAACACUGCUGAGCAAAAUGCAAACCAAAUCUUCUCUGUUUCAGAAGAAGUUGCUCGUCAACAGGCGGCAGGACCACUUGAGAGAAAUAUCCAACUGGAAUCCAGAGGAUUAGCCACACGGGGUGACCUGGGCAUCCCUGGUCUCAGUGAACAGUGUGUGUUAGUAGACCAUAGAGAAAGGAACACGGACUCCUUGGGUUUCCAGGUAGGCAAGAGAGUGUCCUCGUUCGAGUCAGACAAGGUGGUGGUGGAGGACACUGUCCCCAUGAUUCCAAAGGAGAAGUACUCUAAGGACGAGGGUUCCAGCAUAGACUAUGACUCCAGCCUCAACGACAGCCAUGAAGAUUAUGUGACCACCAGAUUGUGAUGCUUGAAGAAGGGGACGUUUACUGUACCUAUAUAUAAUAUAUAUACAUAUAUAAAUAUAUAUACAUAUCUAUAUAUAUAUUUGCCAUUGUGUUCAGGGUGGGGAAAAUGUUUAAAAAAAUUGAAUUAGCAAAUGCUAGCUUACACAUUCUAGCAUUUACCAACUGUGGCAUAUUAGCCUGUAAUAUGUUUAAAACAAAGCAAAAGCCAACAAGAACCCUUCUGUUUUGUAGCCUGCUUUUGCUUCCACGGUUUAUUUUACAAUUGUUUUUGUUAAUGAAUAAAUGCACCUUGUAUUCUUGAACUGUUGCAAUAACCUACGGAAAAUUUUUAGCAAUCUUUUUCAAUUAAAACAAAUGCAAUUUAUUCCAUGUGGUUAGUUGGCUCUUAUAAUAGAUAUUUUUAUAUGCAAAAGUGUAUAUUGAAAUAUUAGACUCUAGACAUUUUUUCAUAUGUGGGGGGAUCUCUAGAGGUGAUUGCUCACUGAGAACUUUCAUUCAGGCCUACAGUUUGACUUUAAUAAACAAUUAUUACCAAACAUUUCUUAAGAAUAUGUAAAUAAAUAUAGGACAUACUUAAAGCAAGUAAACGUUCUUCUCACUGGGUCUUGUUCCAACCAUUUACGAAAACAAAAAUCAGGUGCAGUUUGUAGAUUUUUAGGCUAUUCUUUCCAUAAGAGAAAUGUUUGUCUUAAUAAAUUUUGAUGACUGGUGAUUUUUAA
This is a messenger RNA of Jaculus jaculus (lesser Egyptian jerboa), 4043 nucleotides long. RefSeq names its product transient receptor potential cation channel subfamily C member 4 (gene Trpc4). The coding region runs from base 411 to 3323 and encodes 970 amino acids. Lineage: Eukaryota; Metazoa; Chordata; Mammalia; Rodentia; Dipodidae. The transcript is spliced from 11 exons. Gene Ontology annotation, biological process: manganese ion transport; calcium ion transmembrane transport; regulation of cytosolic calcium ion concentration. Gene Ontology annotation, cellular component: cation channel complex; membrane. Gene Ontology annotation, molecular function: protein binding; store-operated calcium channel activity; inositol 1,4,5 trisphosphate binding. The record is from RefSeq and is a predicted model, not a curated record.